Messenger RNA from Acanthocheilonema viteae, 1149 nucleotides. The record is from the annotation of a GenBank genome assembly. Lineage: Eukaryota; Metazoa; Nematoda; Chromadorea; Rhabditida; Onchocercidae.
AUGCGCUUCUUCUGCUCUCUCCAUUUCCUACCUUCUUGCUUGGAUGUCCCACGGUCCAACAAUACAGUUACGAAGGAAAGACUUAUCGUUGCGCGAAUUGAACAUGAGCCUUGGAUGGAAAAGUGCCACUUGAAGAGGAGUGGAAGUGACGACAUUAAUGUUAUUCGUGAUGGUCCCAUUUUGGAAAUUCAACAGAAGGUUCACAUGGAUGACUACGAGAAGAUCUCAGUAGUGGGACGUGGAGCACAUGGUGUUUGUUGGCUUUGUCAACGUAAAGAUGAUGUUUUCCGACAAAAAGUCAUCAUCAAAACAGUAGCAUUAGAGGGACUCGCUGAGGAGGAGCAGAAUGCUAUCAUGGGCGAGGUAACAUUGCUAAAGCGCCUUCAUCAUCCUCACAUUAUUGGAUAUUAUGAAUCGUUCAAGACCGAGAAUGCUUUUUCGAUCGUCAUGCAAUAUGCUGAGGGUGGAACAAUGGAUAAAAUGAUUUUGGAACAAAAAGGAAUUAAAUUUGUUGAGAAUACUGUACUCAAUUAUUUUACACAGGUGGUCUUUGAUAAUAAAGUUGCUAUUGGACUUGAAUAUAUGCAUUCCAAGCAAAUACUUCAUAGAGAUUUGAAAACGCAAAAUAUUUUAUUAAAUAAAAAACGAACCAUUGUUAAAUUGAGCGAUUUCGGAAUUAGUAAAGAGUUAUCAACAAGAAGUUUAGCAUCUACGAUUAUUGGCACGCCAAAUUAUCUUUCUCCGGAAAUCUGUGAAGGCAGAGCAUACAAUCAGAAAAGUGACUUAUGGGCUUUGGGCUGUGUGUUAUAUGAACUUGCUGAAUUAAAACGAGCAUUUGAUGGCGAAAACUUGCCAUCAAUCGUCAUGAAAAUCACAAAAGGAAAGCAUAAUCCAAUCUCUGAACACUGGAGUGAUGAUUUGAAGAGAUUGGUUAGUUCCAUCCUGGAUGUUAAUGAGAACAAAAGGCCUCUUCUCAAAGAGAUUCUCACAUGUCCAUUGAUCUUACCGGUUUGUCUGGCAAUUAAUUUGGAUCUUGGUGCAUUACCUUCUUCGCCUCCUAAAAAAACUCGUCAGAUUGCCUCUUCGAAUAGUAGCAUUUUACGCACACAACCUAUAGCAGUGAAAACUAAUAGUUCAUUGAACAGAUGA